This is a messenger RNA of Papaver somniferum (opium poppy), 945 nucleotides long. RefSeq names its product U-box domain-containing protein 12-like. The transcript has a single exon. The coding region runs from base 1 to 945 and encodes 314 amino acids. Gene Ontology annotation, cellular component: nucleus; cytoplasm. Lineage: Eukaryota; Viridiplantae; Streptophyta; Magnoliopsida; Ranunculales; Papaveraceae. The record is from RefSeq and is a predicted model, not a curated record.
AUGUCUUCUCGUCUGCCUGAAACCAUUGCAGAAUGUCUAUUUUUCUUGAACAGUGGAUCCAGUACUGAGCAUCUAGGCCAAGCUACCUCAGAUGUAGAAGUUCAGAAGAGAGCCUUACAGACUCUGUCUUCUUUAACCGCAGUCAGUCCCCUAAAUAGGAACUUAGUUGCACAAACAGGAAUUGUUUCUACUCUUCUUAAUCUUUCAAGAUUCUCUUCUUCGCCGACCAUCCAGUUUCUGUCACUAUCGAUUCUCUUCAGUCUCUCUUUAAAUUCUAACCUCAAGCCACUGAUAGCAGAUAUGGAGAUGAUUCAUCAUCUCAAUUCUUUGAUAAUUUUCCAAACUUGUCCAGAUUCUGGAAAGAUGGCUGCUUCCCUGAUUUGUAGUUUAGCCAUGUUAGAUAAGAAUAAAGCUGUAUUUGGAGUUGCGGGUACAGUUCAAGCCCUUAUAAAAUCCCUGGAGUAUCAACCCCCUUGUAUCAACACUCAUCAUGUCCUCAGUUCUUUAGCUGAGCUUGUUCAGUUUCAUGGGAACUCCACCUUAGCUGUACGUGCAGGAGCCGUCCCUGUACUGAUUCAAGUCGUGAGGUGCAAUGACGGUGAGCUCGCAGGAACUGCGCUUUCUAUUCUAGUUCUUCUGGGAAGGUUAAAAGAAGGAAUCGAUGCCAUAAGAAAUACAGAAGACAUUUUGAGUUUGAUGGUUGAUGUAUUGAAGAGAAAAUGUAUGAUGAGCAAGGAAGGUUCAGCUGACCUCCUCCUUCGGCUAUUUGAAGAAAAUGAAGGUUGCAUAAAAAGUGCAGUAGAAUUUCCAGACUUCUCAUCUUUAGUCGCUGAUCUUUCUGUUCGAGGUUCAGCUAAGGCCCAAGAUAAAGCUAGUUUGAUACUGAAAAAGAUAAUGGAAGUAAAUUCGGAUUCUUAUAGCGAAUCUUCUGUGUUUUAUAUUUAG